Messenger RNA from Striga asiatica, 384 nucleotides. The record is from the annotation of a GenBank genome assembly. Lineage: Eukaryota; Viridiplantae; Streptophyta; Magnoliopsida; Lamiales; Orobanchaceae.
AUGAUCAACGACUUCAUCUGCUGCACUGAUACUCUGUCAACGUGCGAGAAGAGAGAAAAGAAGGCACUUUCGUCGGUGAUUUUCGGUGGCACCAAAUUUGUGUUGGAGAAGGUUAUGGAGAAUAAAAACUGUUUGCUUCAGAAACUCAUACAAAACCAGUCGAGGCAAGAUUAUCCAAUCCCACUGAAGCCGUAUUGGCUUCAACAUUAUCUCAGGGUUAAGAAAUACUAUGGCCGGAAAAUGGCGGAUUCUGGUUCGAUUAUGUUAAAGUUUAGAUGUGCUCGUGUUGUCAAUAUAAAUGCUAAAAAUUUCAUUGACCUCUUGAUUGAUGAAGAUGAUACGGAAGAAGAUUCAGAAAGUUCCCCUGAUGUUUCAUCUAAUUAG